GCGCGCGAUGGGGCGCGGGAGUCCAUCCGGCGGGCAGCGCGCGGCGAGUGGACGCGCACGGCUGGCGGAACGCAGGCAGCGCCGAGGGCAGCCAGGCGAACGCUGGGGCUUCGGCGGGGCCUGUCGGAGGCGGGGCAGGAAGGCCCGUGCAGCGCCUUAGCCUCGCCGGGCGUGGGGAGGGGGCUCGGCCCGCGGUCCCCGCUGGGGGUGCCCCCCCACCCCAGGCCUCUUCAGAGGACACGUGUCAGUACGUUGUCGUCUCACCCCAUGUCAUAGCCCCUCCCCCAGGCCUGGAAUCCCCCGUCCGUCAGGCUCCAUUAUCCCCAGGCCCAACCCCCCGCUGACCCGCGCGCGGUCCCAGCCGGAUCCCUCUCCUCCCUGGCCCGUCUCCCUGGGCGGCGAGCGGCCCGGCGCCUGCAGAAGACACUCGUCAGCACGUUCUUACCCCUGUCAUCUCAUCCCUCUGCCUAACUCACCCCAGGCCUAGGGACUCCGGCCCAUUGUCCCCGGACCCAGCCCCUCGCUGACCGCAGGCUCGGCCCUAGCCCCCGCCCGGCGCGUCCCCCCCGGCAACGCGCCGCGACCCGGGAUGCAGCCCGCAAGCUGGGCGACCGUCAGGGAGGCGGCGGGCCGUGACGUGCUGGCCGCCGACCUCCGCUGCAGCUUCUUCGCCUCGGCCCUGCAGAGCUACAAGCGCGACUCGGUACUGCGGCCCUUCCCCGCAUCCUAUGCCCGCCACGACUGCAAGGACUUUGAGGCCCUGCUUGCAGAUGCCAGUAAGCUACCCAACCUGAAAGAACUUCUCCAGUCCUCAGGAGACAAAGACACAUGGGCCUGGGACCUGGUGAGCUGGAUUUUAUCCUCAAAGGUCCUGACAAUCCACAGUGCAGGAAAGUCAGAGUUUGAAAAGAUCCAAAAGCUGACUGGUGCCCCUCACACGCCUGUCCCCGUGCCGGACUUCCUGUUUGAAAUUGAGUACUCCGAGCCAGCCAACGCCAAAUUUUAUGAGACCAGAGGAGAACGAGACCUAAUCUACGCCUUCCAUGGGAGCCGCCUAGAAAACUUCCAUUCCAUCAUCCACAGUGGCCUGCACUGCCACCUGAACAAGACAUCCUUGUUCGGGGAAGGGACCUACCUCACCAGUGACUUGAGCCUGGCUCUCAUUUAUAGCCCUCAUGGCCAUGGGUGGCAGCGCAGCCUCCUGGGCCCCAUCCUUAGCUGUGUGGCCGUGUGCGAGGUCAUUGACCAUCCAGACGUCAAGUGCCAAACGAAGAAGAAGGAUUCCAAGGAGAUAGAUCGCAGGAGAGCGAGGAUCAAGCACAGUGAAGGGGGAGACAUCCCUCCAAAGUACUUUGUGGUCACCAAUAACCAGCUCCUGCGAGUGAAGUACCUGCUGGUGUACUCACAGAAGCAGCCCAAGAGCAGGGCUUCAAGCCAGCUCUCCUGGGUUUCCAGCCAUUGGUUUACGGUCAUGAUAACCCUGUAUCUGCUGCUGCUGCUCAUAGUGAGUGUCAUCAACUCCUCAGCUUUCCAACACUUUUGGAAUCGCGUGAAGAGAUGAUCUUUCUGGGCCUGGUGUGGGGACCACCGCAACCAUGUGCCUUAUGAUAACUUGUUCUGUCCCUCCCGGGCCUCACAUCCAGCCAGGUCAAGCCUGGGGGCCAGUUGGGGACCACAGGACAAUUUUUAUAUGCCAUAAAUGUAUCAAUUGCCUUUGAUGAUGCUCUCAGCCACACUAGUCAACGGAGGCUACUGGCCCCUCACUCUUAGGUUUUGGGGGAGAUUUCCUGUCUGCGCCUUCCUAAAUAGUCUUAGGGAGUUGGCUUUUUUGCCAGGGCCAAAGGAGAAAGUCCUGCUGCAUUUAAAAACAAAGUGUCCAAGCUGUCAGUGGGGUGUUUACAACUGCUUCUGGCGGACUUUGGCCCUUCUCUAACGCCUUCUGGAAGGCGGAAAUGUGUAGUAGGGACUAUAAAUCACUGGGCGUUUGCCUUGUUUUGACUUGAGAUACCCUAGAGGAACAGUCAUGUUUCCCAUAAAAAUCGGUGGGAUUGUUUUGAAUUCCAUCAGCCUUUGUAUGUGAGUGCAAAACACUUCCACAGUUUUCUCACAUCAACAGAUAGCCUUCUGCUACAGCUGUAACCCCUCUGCCCUAACCAUGGAUGAGAAAGGAAGGAGUCAGAGAACUGAUAGAAAACAAAGAGCAACUCAAG
Molecule: messenger RNA, 2210 nt
Organism: Balaenoptera ricei (Rice's whale)
Lineage: Eukaryota; Metazoa; Chordata; Mammalia; Artiodactyla; Balaenopteridae
Gene: PARP16
Product: poly(ADP-ribose) polymerase family member 16
Exons: 6
Coding region: 590-1561 (323 amino acids)
Biological process (GO): endoplasmic reticulum unfolded protein response
Cellular component (GO): endoplasmic reticulum tubular network; nuclear envelope; membrane
Molecular function (GO): protein serine/threonine kinase activator activity; NAD+ poly-ADP-ribosyltransferase activity; kinase binding
Source: RefSeq, a predicted model, not a curated record